Molecule: messenger RNA, 366 nt
Organism: Camelus dromedarius (Arabian camel)
Lineage: Eukaryota; Metazoa; Chordata; Mammalia; Artiodactyla; Camelidae
Product: beta-defensin 112-like
Exons: 3
Coding region: 1-366 (121 amino acids)
Biological process (GO): innate immune response
Cellular component (GO): extracellular region
Source: RefSeq, a predicted model, not a curated record
AUGGCAUUUUUGUGUGACAAGGCAUUAGCUUUUACUAGUAACGAUAUCUUUGAACAUGAGGGCUCUGACCAGCCUGUUGGCAAUUCUAUGUCAUUAUCGAAAAUCAAAUGUCGACGGAAGUUAGAGAAACUAUACUCAGAGACACGUGAUUCUUCCACAAGAUUUGAAAACAUACAGUAUGGCACAGAGAAAGACAACACAGACAAAAGUAAAAGGCACUAUGUCCCCCUUAAUUGGAGUCUCGCAUGUACAAUGCUUGGUGGUCAAUGCAAAACUACAUGCGGUGAUAAAGAAUUUAGGAUGAUAGACUGUAAAAGACCGACGACUAUUUGCUGCAUGAGAGAGUGUGACCCUAGGACGUAUUGA